Messenger RNA from Phragmites australis (common reed), 1235 nucleotides. RefSeq lists its product as uncharacterized. The record is from RefSeq and is a predicted model, not a curated record. The transcript has a single exon. Bases 68 to 1213 code for a protein of 381 amino acids. Lineage: Eukaryota; Viridiplantae; Streptophyta; Magnoliopsida; Poales; Poaceae.
CCCAAGCCCGCACCAGCGCCGCGCCCCGCCCCGCCCGAUACAAUCCGAGCGGCCGUCCGCAUCCACCAUGGACGCCGACUCGGCUCCCGCGCCGGGAAGCAGAUGGAAGAAGCCCUCGUCCGGCCCCCAUCCCCGCAAGGGCGACGCGGCUGCCGACGCCCACCCGGGCCCCGACCCUACCACCGCGGGCCCUCCCCCCCCCUCCAGCAGGAGCGAGCUCAAGCGCAGGGAGGCCGCCGCGCUCGCACUCGCCGCGGCGGAGGCCGCGCGCGGGUCCGACGCUAGCUUCCGCGUCGACGGAGGCCACGGCGCCGUCCAGAGGCUCUGGAGCGACGCUGACGAGCUCGCGGCCUUUCACGAGCGCACCGACCGAGUCCAGCGCGGCCAGGACGCGGGGCCGCUGUUCGACUCCAUCAGGGACUCCAUUUCCCCGCACACCGACGUCGUGCUUUCUCCCGAGGACGACGACCCGGACGGCCAAGAGGCCGGUGAGCAGGAUGCUGACGAGCGACGCCGUGUCGUAGUUGCGGGUGAGAUGGACGCCGAAAAGCGACGUCUUGUCAUAGAGCGCACGCUCAAGCCCGCACCCGCGCCACGCCGCGACUCGGUGAUGCCAUCCAAGCGCCCGUUCGCAUCCGCCAUGGACGCCGACGCGGCGCCCGCGCCCCCAUCCCCUUCCAGUUCGAAGAAGCGCUCGUUCAGCCCCCAACCCCGCAUAGGCGACGACCACCAGGGCCCCAAUCCUAGUCCCUGCGGCUCCCCCUCACGCAGGAGUGAGCUCAAACGCUGGCUCCGCACUUCCGCGGAGACUGCCGCGCUCGCGCUAGCCGUGGUCGCCGCGGAGGCCGCGCGCUGGUCCGACGGCAGCGUCCGUGUCGACGGAGGGUACGACGCCGAUCAGAGUCUCGAACCCGCGGGCGUCCCUGUCAACGUAGGCCACGGCGCCGUACAGAGGCUCGAACACGCGGGCGACGAAGGCUGUGGCGCCGCCCCUAAAUAUCCUAAGACCUGGAGGUUGCUGCCGCCUUCCGCGAGCGCACUGGCCGAGCACCGCGCGAUCGGGACGCGGGGGUGCUGUUCCGCUCCAUCAGGGGCUCUAUUUCCCCCCACAUCAACAAGGCCAAGGUGUCCUACAAGCUGGGGCGCUUCAGGAGCAUGUACCGCACGAGGCGCCGGGGGAAUCCGCCAUCACGCACGACCGCCGCGUGCAUGAUCUGAGUGCCAAAGUGUGGGGC